GAGACAUCUUUGACACCUCAUACAAUUAAUUUGGCAGUGUGCAAACAAGGAACCUUUGGUUCCCUGCUGUUUAGGUAUACACCUUUUCAGUGUUACUUACCCUUUAAUGUUAAUGCUCUCCUGUUCAGUCUUCUGUAUUCCCUGGAUUCAAAAGAACUGAGGUCACGGAGCUACCCGGACAAUUGGAGCCUGUCCAAGUCCUAAACCAUGUUGCAGAGAACCAGAACUUUAAAAGUGCAACUUCAAAGUCAUUUAAAAAACUCUUUUUGUCAGACGCCUCUGUUGCUGUUCUUGAAGAUUCCUUCUGGUGGUUUUUCCUAGAAAGAUUUAAGCCUUGCCAUGAAGAACAAGAACAGCUUUUCAACAGGAUCUCAGACAACUUUGUGACCCUUUUCCAAAGUGCUCCUCUGGACAUGAAAGACUUGUUUUUCACGCUAUAUCCAAGCUGUUUGUCGCAAUCCAUAUACGCUGUAUUUUAUGAAGCAUUUCCAGAGUCUCGGUUGGUUUUUAAUGAAGAGUUUAAAAGUGAAAUUGUGGACUUAUUUUUCCAGUGGGUGUCUGGUAUUAAACCCAUGCCAUAUUCCUGGGCUAAAUGGGAUUUAAACUGGCUGGAGAAAACCAAUCCAUUUACUGUCAAAAACCACAAGAAAACACCCUUUAUGGAUAUCGCGCAAACAAAUCUCUUGACAGAUGAAAGAAAGAAGUUGGACUUUAACUUAGAUGACUUAAUUCAAGAGGCCAGAGGGGCAACAAUUCCCAGGGAGGUAGAAGAAAAUGGGCCCGUAACAGAGUCUCACUGCAUUGGUCCUGGGCCAGAAUUCUGUGACGUGCUUUUCGAUCUUGGGGGUCAUAGUCCACUUGUAUCAAACUAUCUCAAGAUGCAUAAAUUAACAACUUACGUACCAGGAGGCAAAAGACAUAAACUGAAGCACACAGAGAUUCGAAAAUUACCAUAUCCUUUAAUAUUUUAUUGCACACAGCCAUUUACACAAAUAUCAGUUAAAACAUUUAGUAUUGCUAUUUCCAUGAGUAUUGAAGAGGACUGUAUUGCUUACAAGGGAUACUCUAUUAUUGCUAUCUAA
Molecule: messenger RNA, 1082 nt
Organism: Spea bombifrons (plains spadefoot toad)
Lineage: Eukaryota; Metazoa; Chordata; Amphibia; Anura; Pelobatidae
Gene: FAM227B
Product: family with sequence similarity 227 member B
Exons: 7
Coding region: 414-1082 (222 amino acids)
Source: RefSeq, a predicted model, not a curated record